This is a messenger RNA of Populus trichocarpa (black cottonwood), 2713 nucleotides long. Its product is annotated as glycerol-3-phosphate acyltransferase RAM2. The record is from RefSeq and is a predicted model, not a curated record. NCBI's taxonomy places the organism in Eukaryota, Viridiplantae, Streptophyta, Magnoliopsida, Malpighiales, Salicaceae. Gene Ontology annotation, biological process: cutin biosynthetic process. The transcript has 2 exons. Bases 984 to 2489 code for a protein of 501 amino acids. Gene Ontology annotation, molecular function: phosphatase activity; glycerol-3-phosphate 2-O-acyltransferase activity. Gene Ontology annotation, cellular component: membrane.
AAGAAAAACAUGAAGAAAUUAAUCCACACCAACAUCAAAUUAAGUCACGACAUAACAACCUUAACACUGAUUAUUCAGUUCUGAGUAAUGAUCGAUGAUUACCUGAACUCCCUGAAAGUGAGUUUAAUGGAAGCUAGCGGCCUCUGUAUGACCUCUUCGGCCCCAACAAUGCUUCUUCUCACUGAGUGCUUGAUGGAAAAUCAAACCAUCGUUCUUGCGAGCCUCCCGAAAACGAAAGCAACAACUCAGUUCUCUACCUGGUAUGUGCCAGAACUAAUGACUUCGAACUCCACUACCUUUCCUUUAAAAUUAUGAAAGAUGAUUACUACACUCCAAAUUGCUCUCUAAUCCUUGCUGGUUUUUAAUUUUCCAUAAAAAAACUUUUUUGCUGUUCUGUCACAUCAAACUCUCUAUCUCUCACUAAUAUUUUUCUUUUUAUAUCCCCAGCUCCAAGUUUCUCUCUCAAGUGUUCAAAUCUUCCUCCAGAUCCACAUAGUUGAUCAAUGCUUAAAAAGUUCCAAGUCUCAGAAAUUGAAAUCUUCAAAAUCAACACACAAUAAGAAUCGUGAGUUUUUUAAAUGUUAAAAUAUUGCCACAUCUCUAUCAUCGCCCAUUUUCCAGAAACUAGCAUUGGACAUUAAAGUGACAUGUAUUGCAAAGCUUAUUACACACACACGACAACCAUGGCAGCGAUGAACACAAAGUCAUUUGAUCACAAACUUGGCAUUGUUUAUCCUCAAAAUUGUACCUGACCAUCGAUUAUACCAUAGCAUACUGAAGCGCAUUUUGGAAUAUCGGCGCCAGAUAUCUCCCAUGUCACCCUGGAUCUUAGAUCCCAACGAUCCACUUUUCUCGUAUAUAUCUCACUUUUUGUUCAUGUCCUUCAGUUUAUUUUUUCAUCGUCUCUAUAAAAGCACCACCAACUUCCAAGUUGCUCAUUCAAAAUCUUAGGCACUAGAAACCAAUCAUACAUAGUUGCAACAAUGGAUAGCUUUCCAACUGUUGACAAAUGUGCAUCCAUAGGUAGAGAAAAGCACACUGUGGUAGCUGACAUGGAUGGAACCCUGCUUAGAGGUCGUAGCUCAUUCCCUUACUUUGCUCUACUUGCCUUUGAAGCUGGUGGGAUUUUUAGGCUGAUUUUCUUGCUAUUGGCCUCACCGCUAGCAGGACUUCUAUACUACUUUGUGUCCGAGUCUGCUGGUAUUAAGGUUCUUAUAUUUGCUACAUGUGCCGGAAUGAAGGUUUCCGAUAUUGAGUCUGUGGCUCGUGCUGUACUGCCUAAGUUUUACUCUAGCGAUCUUCAUUCUGAGUCGUGGCGUGUGUUUUCUUCUUGUGGAAAACGAUGUGUUCUUACUGCAAAUCCAAGAAUUAUGGUGGAAGCAUUUUUGAAAGAUUUCUUGGGAGCUGAUUUGGUUUUGGGGACAGAGAUGUCUACUUAUAAAGGCAGAGCAACAGGGUUUGUUCUUAGCCCAGGAGUACUUGUGGGGAAGAACAAGGCAGAUGCCCUCAAAAAGGCUUUUGGAGAGGCACAGCCAGAGAUUGGACUUGGAGAUCGUCAUACAGAUGCACCCUUCAUGGCUUUAUGCAAGGAUGGCUACAUAGUGCCACCCAAGCCAGACGUUAAAGCAGUGACAACGGACAAGCUCCCAAAACCAAUCAUCUUCCAUGAUGGCCGGCUAGUCCAAAAACCAACACCAUUAUCAGCACUACUCACAAUUCUCUGGAUCCCAAUAGGCUUCAUUUUAGCCUGCUUGAGAAUUGCAGCCGGGUCACUCCUGCCUAUGCCAAUGGUCUACUAUGCUUUCUGGGCACUUGGUGUCCGUGUCAUCAUAAAGGGAACCCCACCUCCCCCGGCCAAGAAAUCAAUCGGUCAAUCUGGUGUCCUCUUUAUUUGCUCUCACCGAACCUUGCUUGAUCCAAUAUUUCUCUCCACUGCCCUCGGCCGUCCUAUCCCAGCAGUCACGUACUCAGUUUCUCGUCUCUCUGAAAUUAUCUCACCCAUCAAAACUGUUAGACUCAGCCGUGACCGUGCUACAGACGCAUCCAUGAUCAAGAAGUUGUUAGAAGAAGGUGACCUAGCUAUAUGCCCUGAGGGAACUACUUGCCGCGAACCCUUUCUUUUAAGGUUCUCAGCUUUGUUUGCUGAAUUAACAGACCAACUUGUUCCAGUGGCUGUGGUGAAUCGCAUGAGUAUGUUUCAUGGGACAACAGCAAGAGGGUGGAAAGGGAUGGAUCCGUUUUACUUCUUCAUGAACCCUAGCCCAGCAUAUGAAGUAACUUUCUUGAACAGGUUACCACAGGAGCUAACCUGCACUGGUGGGAAAUCUAGUCAUGAGGUGGCAAACUACAUACAAAGAGUGAUUGCUGCCACCCUGUCCUAUGAAUGCACUUCCUUUACUAGGAGAGAUAAGUACAGGGCACUUGCUGGGAACGAUGGUACUGUGGUUGAAAAAACGAAGCUCCAAGCCAACAAAGUAAUGGGGUGUUGAUUAUAUUUGUUCCACAAUUUGAGUUCAAUUAUACACCUCUGUGAGUCAAUCACCAAGUGUCCUGCGCCAUUUGGGGUCACAACCUGUUUCAGUUUUCAAGUUGGGGGAGAAAGGGAUAUUUCCAUAUAUUUCCCUUCAUGUUUCAAACUAAUGUCAUGUUUGGUAGAAAUGAUAUUUGCAAAGAAUAAAUGAGCAAAAUCAAGCUCAAUAGCUUAUUCAGGGAA